Molecule: messenger RNA, 1164 nt
Organism: Hordeum vulgare subsp. vulgare (domesticated barley)
Lineage: Eukaryota; Viridiplantae; Streptophyta; Magnoliopsida; Poales; Poaceae
Exons: 8
Coding region: 1-1164 (387 amino acids)
Source: RefSeq, a predicted model, not a curated record
AUGAUCAUCGUGGACAACGCUGGAUCAUUUCUGCCGGCAAUGAACCACUCCCCUUGGGAAGGUGUAACCAUAGCUGAUUUCGUCAUGCCUUUUUUCAUUUUCAUUGUUGGGGUCGCUCUAGCUCUGGCGUACAAGAGAGUGCCGGACAAAUUGGAUGCGACUCGAAAGGCAACACUUCGUGCACUGAAGCUGUUCUGUGUUGGUCUUGUUCUACAAGGUGGAUUUUUUCAUGGAGUUCGUAGCCUUACUUUUGGGGUUGAUAUUGCACAAAUACAUUUGAUGGGUAUACUGCAGAGAAUCGCAAUAGCUUAUCUUGUCACAACACUGUGUCAGAUUUGGCUCAAGGGAGAAGAUGAUGUAGAUUCUGGACUUGAUUUGAUCAAGAGAUACAGAUAUCAAUUGUUUGCAGGCUUGCUCAUCACAAUCACCUACAUGGCCCUCUUGUAUGGUACCUACGUUCCCAACUGGGAGUAUCGGAUAUCAGGUCCUGGUUCCACAGAGAAAACGUUCAAUGUCAAAUGCAGUGUACGAGGUGACUCUGGGCGAGGCUGCAAUGCAGUUGGCAUGAUUGACCGCAAAAUCUUAGGCAUCCAGCAUCUCUACGGUGGACCGAUUUAUGCACGAUCCCAGGAAUGGAACAUUGAUUCACCACAAAAUGGGCCACUCCCUCCUGAUGCCCCCUCAUGGUGUCAGGCCCCAUUUGAUCCUGAAGGGCUACUCAGUUCAGAAAAACAUGAUACCUUCAAAAUGGUUGGCAGCGGUUGCCCGUCUCACGUGUUCACCAACGAGCCGACGGGAUUUUUGCGACUUCUUUCCGUCAUUGCCAAGAUCGCGAUUGGACCGACGACUCGCACCGAGUACACGUUUUACCACCACAAGAUCAGUGACUCCCUGACUAUGCAUAAGGCGUCGGUGCAUUUUAUUGGUGGGCGACCGGAGGCCCGUCGUCUUCGUUUCGUUGGCAGAGCCAUGCCUACGGAGAGGCAGGCUAUUAAGAUGGCAGCCAGAGAGGUGAUUGCCCGUCUUCGGGACACCCUCCCAGUGAUGAAGACUCGUCCUUAUCACUACCUGCCAUGCCACGUGUCGUACACCAGUCACUAUGCUUUUGCGUGCCCAGAGGAGAGGAAGACGAUGCUAUUGGGGUGCUCGUGCAAUACCUCAUAG